This is a messenger RNA of Sitophilus oryzae (rice weevil), 2282 nucleotides long. RefSeq names its product phosphatidylserine synthase 1 (gene l(3)77CDf). The coding region runs from base 166 to 1443 and encodes 425 amino acids. Gene Ontology annotation, biological process: phosphatidylserine biosynthetic process. The record is from RefSeq and is a predicted model, not a curated record. Lineage: Eukaryota; Metazoa; Arthropoda; Insecta; Coleoptera; Curculionidae. Gene Ontology annotation, molecular function: L-serine-phosphatidylethanolamine phosphatidyltransferase activity. The transcript is spliced from 7 exons.
UUUAGCAAGGCGCUCGCACUUCUCCUUGUGUAUGUGUUUUGUGAUUUGUGGCCUCUCAUGCCUGAGCCUGAUUGCCCCGAUUAAUUUUGAAAUAGCCGAUGAAUAGCCGUAUGGGUUUUUGUACAAUGUUUAUUAUUGGAUUGUAAAGGCCACUAAGUGACUAGGAUGAAGGGCAAUAAUAAGAAUAUAGCAAGAAUACGAGCCGAAAGUUUUAGUUCUAUAAAUGAAAAGGCUGUAGAUGAUAUUUCAUUAGACUUCUUUUACAAACCUCAUACCAUUACGUUAUUAUUAAUAUCAAUUGGGGCAGUAAUUUAUUUUGCAUUUGUCAGGGAUACACAUGAUGUUGAAAAAAAUAUCUGGUCAGGAGUUUUGUGCUGCUGUUUUUUCUUUUUUAUUAUAUCAGUUUUGGCCUUCCCCAAUGGACCAUUUACAAGACCUCAUCCUGCAGUAUGGCGUAUAGUAUUUGGUAUGAGUGUAUUGUAUCUGUUAGGAUGUCUUUUCGUUCUGUUUCAAAAUUUGGAUACAGUAAAGAACAUUUUAUAUUGGCUAGAUCCAAAUCUUAAGGAUUUCCAUAUUGAUAUGGAUAAAGAGUAUGGUGUAAAUUGCUCUGAUAUAACACCUGAGAGAAUAUGGUCCCAUAUAGAUGUUUUCGCUUUAGGUCAUUUCUUUGGCUGGUUAUUUAAAGCAGUGUUAAUUCGGCAUAUGGGCAUUUUAUGGGCAAUGAGCAUCAUGUGGGAGAUUACAGAAUUAGCUUUUGCUCAUCUCCUUCCGAAUUUUAUAGAAUGUUGGUGGGAUGCAAUGAUUUUGGACGUUCUGGUCUGUAAUGGCUUAGGAAUUUGGUGCGGAUUAAAACUUUGCCAAAUUUUAGAGAUGCGAGAAUACAAAUGGGAGAGCUUUAAAGAUAUACAUUCAACUACGGGAAAAAUCAAACGGGCGGUUUUACAAUUUACUCCGGAAAGUUGGACAUCCGUAAGAUGGUUGGAUCCAAAGUGUUCUUAUAUGCGAAUAUUUGCACUCUGUGAAUUAGUUUUAUUCUGGCAAGUAUCAGAAUUGAACACAUUUUUUUUGAAGCACGUUUUUGAAAUGCCAGCCUCACACCCUCUUGUUAGCGCGAGAUUAAUACUGAUAGGCGUAAUAGUAGCGCCAUCUGUACGACAAUAUUAUUGUUAUGUGACAGAUACAACCUGCAAAAGAGUAGGUACCCAAUGUUGGGUUUAUGGUUGCAUCAUGGUUACUGAGUCUUUAAUUUGUAUAAAACAUGGACAGGAGCUGUUUCAACAAACUCAUCCAUUUAAUAUUUUUAUCUGGCUGGCUAUUCAGUUCCUUAUUUCAGCUGGAUCUGUUAUUGGAUAUGCAAUUUAUUACAAGUAUAACCCGCCGCAAAACUACUUUAUUGAAAAACCUAAAAAGGGUGCCAAGAAAAUUUUAACCAAAGUGGACUAAUUUUUAACUAGCGAUGCGCAAAUGUUGAAUAUUUUCAAAGCGUUGAAUAUUUUCUCAGGUUUUUGGUUUUUAUAAAACUGAUAUCUAAACUGUUUGAAAUCAUUUACAUGGUUAUUAAUAUAAGGUAUAAAUCUAGUUCAACUUUUGGCUGUGGCGUAAUCCAAAUAAAGUAUAUAUCUCACUUAUGUACCAUACCAAGAGAGCUACGUUAUAGAUUGAUAUAUAAAGUUUUUGAAUAUUUUGUUUCACUUUGAGACUUUUUUUUAUUGUCCAUAAAAUUUUUCUUUAUUAGAGUUUGAAUAAAAAAUUUGCAGCUAUAUUUAUAAUCAUCCUUGAAUCUUUUUGUUCGGAACUGCUUAAAUUAUUAAGUUUAAGAUUAUUCCUUGAACUUAAUGUAUCUAAUUCACCUCAUGUUCUGUAAUAAAUGGCUGUAUACUUACCAUAUUUUGAUACAAAUGUACUAUAUAAUUGUUUUUUUUUAUUAAAAACAAUUGCACAAAGAGACGUACUUAGAUAUUGAACAUUAAACUGUAUAUAUAUAUGUACACACAAAAAAUAAUAGCUUUGUGAUAUAAUAUAGAAUAUUAGAUUACUCCAGAUCAUAUAAAUUAACGUGUAUAUUGCUAUAUCAUGUUUUGUGAUAUAACUGGACUAAAUAAUGUCUUUUGCAACUGAAUGAAUAUAGCAAUAAUAUAUCAUUUCACACGUGUUUUCCUACAAUAUUUGCUUUAUUAUAUUUUUAUUAAAAUCCGAAUUUUAGGGCUCGAACAUAGGAAACAAUGUUACAAUUAAUAUUUUUUUUAAAUUAUUAGAAUAUGUGUCACCAUACAUAUAAAAGU